AUGAAUCACCCACAGGAAGAUGUUAUCUGGAUAUCAUCAGACCAUUUAAAUGUCUGUCGUUUUAAGGACCGGGAAUGUAGCGGCUACUUGGAACUUAUCUCAAGGCUUCAGAAAUUGGCUUUCGCACCUCCCCCGGAGGUGAGAACAUCUGGCUAUAAGCCCGCAGGCAAGAAAGACGGCGCCUCCCAAGCUUCACCCGUCUACAACAAACGCUCAACUACAAAUUGGGCCCGUGCAAAAUCACUAUUGCCCACCCUGCUGCUUCUGCUGCUAUUACUGCUGCUAUCAGUACUAUUAAUACGCUCUUAA
Messenger RNA from Orbilia oligospora ATCC 24927, 309 nucleotides. RefSeq lists its product as uncharacterized. NCBI's taxonomy places the organism in Eukaryota, Fungi, Ascomycota, Orbiliomycetes, Orbiliales, Orbiliaceae. The coding region runs from base 1 to 309 and encodes 102 amino acids. The transcript has a single exon. The record is from RefSeq and is a predicted model, not a curated record.